CAGUGGUGGUCUGAAUAUGACACGCGUGACGCGCAUCCAGGGCUUCCAGCGCCCGUUCUCCCGCGACCAAGUGACGAGCUGGGUGCUGCAGCCAGUGCUCAUUGCCGCAUUCGUAGCUCUCACCACGUCGUACCUUCCCGGCCUCCUGGCGUUGUGGGUACUGAUUCCGUACGGCGUGUUCGUGGCUGUGUUUGGCGUGUGCUGGUUCCUCUGUGAAGUGCGCAACCCAGCCAGCCCCACCGCUGUCGCCAAGUGGUGUGUGCCUGUGCCGUCCAAGCCCACGCGAUAUUGCACCGUGUGCAAUAAAAACAGUCCCGGCCUCGACCACCAUUGCACGUGGCUCAACACGUGCAUUGGCGACAACAACUACGAGCCAUUUUUCAUCCUCAUUGUGUCUGGCACGGUUCUCACGUCAUACCAAGCCGUGGUGGGCAUUCUCAUGGCGAGUACGUGGCACGCUGACAUUGCAGCGCUACACUCGCCCACCGGGAAUACGUCGGGGGGGGCGCUAGCCGCCCUCUGGAUCCACAACGCCGUUUGCAUCAUCUUAGCCAUUGCCUACGGCGCCCUCACGUCGUUUCACGUGUACCUGUUGGUGCUGCGCAUGGGAACUUAUGACUACAUCCUUAAGCACGGCGCCAACAACCGGUUCCUGUGGCUGUUGCGGUGCCAAUGCCAUAAGAAGGCCCAUGCGGCCAAGAAGAAGAACACACCCAAGAAUCACCCUCCCUUUAACGACCAGGACUCGAUCUCGACCGUCACAACCACUACUUCGGACCGCAAAGCAAGCAAGUCCAAGGUUGGCCACACGUCGUCGGUCCAGCAUUCGUCCAAGGAAAGCUGUUCCGCGCCAUCGUCGAGCGACAUUAGUGCGUGGAAGGCGGAAUGGCUCAAGAAACACGGCGGCGACGGUGACGAGAAUGAUGAUGAUGGAUGUGUCCGCUCGACGGAACCCUCGAGCGAGAACGACAUGGCGCGGACUCGAAAGGUCAGCGCCAACACUAUCCUCGUCGAGGUGGAUGGCGCGCUGCCGUCGUCGCCAUCGUCCGUGGCGCCGAUGGCAGCGAAUGGAAACGAGAGCUUUCAUGACGUCGACUUGUGCGAAUGAGCACAAGCAUGCAUAACAUAUAUAUAUAUACGAUUCAAGUGUCGAAUUUGAACAUGCGUGCCAUCAUCAUCCGUCGGUGGAAGCGGACGAAGACGUGGCAUCGCGGCGGAAGCUGCCAGACAACCCAUCGGGGGCAAGCUGUAUCCGCGCCACUCCCUUGGCCGUCUGGAACACCGCCGCCCAGUUCUCCAUGAUGCGCAACGCUUCUAUAGCCACAUGAGCCUUCAUGAUACAUAUUGAUGAUGGUUCAUACUUUCAUUCUCGCCUUGGAUCAUGUCGAAUUCCUCGCAGACCUGCUCCAGGUAGACCACCAAGUCCCGCGACGACGUGCGCAGUUGCUCGAGCCGCGCCAGCUCGUCGGCCAUGUUUCAAAUGUG
Aphanomyces astaci is the source of this 1485-nucleotide messenger RNA. RefSeq lists its product as hypothetical. The transcript is spliced from 6 exons. Gene Ontology annotation, cellular component: Golgi apparatus; endoplasmic reticulum. Gene Ontology annotation, biological process: protein targeting to membrane; peptidyl-L-cysteine S-palmitoylation. Lineage: Eukaryota; Oomycota; Saprolegniomycetes; Saprolegniales; Verrucalvaceae. Gene Ontology annotation, molecular function: protein-cysteine S-palmitoyltransferase activity. The record is from RefSeq and is a predicted model, not a curated record. Bases 17 to 1108 code for a protein of 363 amino acids.